Nasonia vitripennis (jewel wasp) is the source of this 785-nucleotide messenger RNA. Its product is annotated as suppressor protein SRP40-like. The coding region runs from base 144 to 767 and encodes 207 amino acids. NCBI's taxonomy places the organism in Eukaryota, Metazoa, Arthropoda, Insecta, Hymenoptera, Pteromalidae. The record is from RefSeq and is a predicted model, not a curated record. The transcript has 2 exons.
AGGGAUGUCAAGCCUAUAAAAGGCGAUACUAAAACGGGUACUACUCGUUCAAUCGCAACAGCUCCGACUACGAGGACCCUGCCUCACGCCGAGAAAAAUACAUAGUGACCAUUGCCAGAAUUCAACUAUAAACACAGUGCAGCAUGUCUCAAACAAUGAACUCGCUUCUACGAUCAGUGCUACUGACAAAUCAUCGAAAAUUCGUCGCAGAAUGCAAGCGCAUUAUGGAAGAACAACGACGUCAGAAACGACUUCAAGAACUCAUGUCCGGUUCCAGCUCCGACGACAGCAAUUGCAGCAAUGACAGUCUUGAUUUGAGUUUAAGUUCUAGCUCAAGUGACAGCUCCAGUGAUGACAGUUUCAAUUUAAGCUUAAGUAUUAGUUCGAGCGACAGUUCCAGCGUUGAUAGACUUAGCGCAAGCUCAAGUUCUAGCUUAACUGGCAAUCCUAGCGAUAACAGUGUCAAUGCAAGCUUUAGUUCUAGCUCUAGCGACAGUUCUAGCGACGACAGUCUUAAUUCCAGCUCAAGUUCUAGAGCGACAGUUCUAGCGACGACAAUGUUAAUUCAAAAUCAAGUUCUAGCUCGAGCGACAGUUCUAGCGAUGACAAUCUUAAUUCAAGCUCAAGUUCUAGCUCGAGCGACAGUUCUAGCGAUGAAAAUUCAGACACUGGCGAUAUUUAAUAGUUAUAUGUAUGCUCUAUUAAGGUACAAUGUAAUUUUAAAAAAAUUAAACCGAUUUAGAUUUAAUUGUUUAUUGAUAUAUUGAUUAAAUUGUACAACGAAU